Aspergillus welwitschiae is the source of this 1532-nucleotide messenger RNA. RefSeq names its product class I SAM-dependent methyltransferase. Bases 291 to 1331 code for a protein of 346 amino acids. Lineage: Eukaryota; Fungi; Ascomycota; Eurotiomycetes; Eurotiales; Aspergillaceae. The record is from RefSeq and is a predicted model, not a curated record. The transcript is spliced from 2 exons.
CUUCCGCCAUCUUUGCUUUUUCCCUUGCUCCCUGCACUCUUGGGCUGGAAUAGGAACGAUGAACUAUUCAUCACCUACGUGUCCGUGAAGCUCGCUAUCAGUACUCGUGGCACAUGUUUGACGGACUCAUAUGAUCCUGUUUGUGGUUGCAACUUGAGAGGAUUGCUAUAGGAAGUGCUGCCCUAAGCUUGAUCGGGCCUUACAUCGGCCUCCUUCUUCAAGAGGAGAUCCUCUAUAAACCUGAACACGCCGUACCCUUCACCGUACACUCCUCUCAAGUUCGUCAUGUCAUGGAGGCAAAAGAUCUCCAGCCGUUGGGCCAAAACGAGCCAAUCGUCGAGCCCGACGAGAGUGAGAAUGCGCAGAAGCAACCAUGGACCAAGCCUCCUCCGGACCCCGAGUCCAACUCCCAGUCACAUUCAGACUCGGACCAAGCAUCCAUCAACUCCUACGAAACACACCAGCUCGACAUCUACGAAGAGAAUAACCGUCGCUACCCCAACGAUUCAUACCACAUGCCCAACGACGAAGCCGAACGAACCCGUCUGAACAUUGUCCACCAGAUCUACCUCAUCCUCCUGAAUGGCCAUCUAACCGCCGCCCCCAUUGUCACCAAUGCCCCUCGCAUCCUCGACAUCGGCACUGGUCCUGGUGACUGGGCCAUCGAAAUGAGCCACGCCUACCCCCACGGCACCAUCAUCGCCUCUGACAUCGGCGUCUUUGACAACGCCCUUGGCCACGUCGACCUUCCCAACCUCUCCUUCUACCUCGACGACGCCCGCGACGAAUGGGCUUACAACAUCCCCUUCGACCUCAUCCACCUCCGCGGCCUCUCCGGCGCCUUCCCCGACUGGUCCUUCAUCUACCAGCAAGCCUUCGAGCACCUCGCUCCCGGGGGUUACCUCGAAGUCGCAGAUACCGACUUCGCCGCUGAGACCAUGACCACCAUCCCGCAGAACUCCUACCUCCGUCUCUUUGCCUCCGCGCUCCGCUCCGCAGACUACUCGGCAGGUUACCUGCGUGAUCUGAGCCAUCUUCAGCCUGCACUCUUCCGUGCCCAAGGGUUCAUCGACAUCGACGUCCGCGAGUAUACAUUCCCCAUCGGUCUGUGGCCCGAGUCGCCGCAUGACCGGACCGUCGGCAAAAUGGGCCUCAUUGCCUUACUAGAGGGCUUGGAAUCGUAUAGCUUGCGUGCCCUGACCACUACGUAUGGCUGGCUAGCGGAGGAAGUGCGCGAACUAUGUGACCAGGUGCGUGCAGAGAUCCUGGAAGGUGUGUAUCGAAUUAGUGCGAGGGUGAAGAUCGUGACGGGUCGGAAGCCGUUGACGUGAACAGAUAUGGGGAUAUUCCUUUUCCUCCCUUCUUCUACUAUCUCUCCUUACUAUUCUGCUGAUGACCUUAUGAUUAUGAUUACUUUAUUACUCAUACCAUACCGUGGAUCGGAUGGACUUCGAUUAGGCUUCUUCCUUGUGAAGAUGUGAACUCCAAUGGAGACAGUUCAGACUUUUUUGUAUCUAUUCUCUCGCAGACCA